Molecule: messenger RNA, 894 nt
Organism: Lolium rigidum
Lineage: Eukaryota; Viridiplantae; Streptophyta; Magnoliopsida; Poales; Poaceae
Product: elongation of fatty acids protein 3-like
Exons: 1
Coding region: 1-894 (297 amino acids)
Biological process (GO): fatty acid elongation, saturated fatty acid; very long-chain fatty acid biosynthetic process; sphingolipid biosynthetic process
Cellular component (GO): endoplasmic reticulum membrane
Molecular function (GO): fatty acid elongase activity
Source: RefSeq, a predicted model, not a curated record
AUGGCCGCGCUCGCCGGCGACAACAACGCCAGGUACUGGCUGGCGGAGCACCCUGCCAUCGUAGGAUUCCGGUGGAGCCCCUCGGUCGGCCUCUGGUUCUCCACCUGGGCCUCCCUCCUCUGCUUCCUCGCCGCGUACGUCGCCCUCUGCCUGAUCCUCGACGCCAUCCUCGCCGCGCUCCGCCGCAAGAGGCCGCUCCCGCUCGGGCCCCUCCCCUCCGCGCACGCGCUCCUCAUGGCGACCGUCUCCGCGGCCAUCUUCACGGGCACGAUCCUCUCGGCCGUCGCGGAGAUACGCGACACCCGGUGGUCGUGGCGUGGGCGGAGCCGCACCACCCCGCUGCGGUGGCUCCUCUGCUUCCCGCCGGGCACGCGCUCCUCCGGCCGCGUCUUCUUCUGGUCCUACGCCUACUACCUGUCCCGCUACCUCCACGCGGCGCGUGGCCUCUUCGCCGUGCUCCGCCGCCGCGGCGGCGCGUCCGCCCGCGUCUUCGCGCACGCCGCCGCCGUCGCCAUGGCCUUCCUCUGGCUGGAGUUCUCGCAGUCGUUCCAGGUGCUGGCCAUCCUGGCCUCCACGCUCGCGCAUGCCGUUGCGUUCUGUUUCCGGUUCUGGGUCGGCGCCGGGCUGCCGGUCGCGCGCGCGGCGCGGGGUGCGCCCGUGGUGCUGGCGUGCCAGACGGGCCUGCUGGGGUGCAACCUGGCGUGCCACGCGGGGGUCGCGUGGAUGCACUUCGGCGGCGCCGUCGCCGGCGGGUGCAGCGGCAUCGGGGCAUGGGUGUUCAACACGCUGCUCAACGCCGCGCUGCUCAACGCCGCGCUGCUCUGGGUCUUCCUGCAUUGCUACGGCAAGCGCGGCGGCUGCGACGACGACGACGGCGGCAACAAGGAGCUGUGA